CGCCCCGCGCCGCCAACUCGGACGCUCGCGCUCCCGGGCCCGAGGGGGCCCCAGCGCCGGCGGCCGCCAGCCGGCGUCGCCCGCCGCCCCCGCACCCUGGCAAACUUCGCCGCGGCCCCGCAGCUCGCCCGGGCCGGCCCGAACGCCGGCGCGGGGUCCGAUCCGGUCCCGAUCCCCACCCCCUCUCCCGCCCAUCCCACCCCGGGUCAGGGAGGCUGCGGCCGCCGGUACGCGGCCCCUACCGCCGGCCCCUGCCCGCUAGCCGGGGACCAACAGCGCGGCGGCGAGCGCGGAGCGAGCGGCGCGGGGAGGGGACGCCUGUCUGCAAAGUGCUGCUCCCUGGCGCUCAGAGGCGGCGGCUCGGGCUCCGAGGCUCAUUCAUUCCGCCGGGGAACAUGCGAGAUCAUGGCCGCCUUCGGGCUCCUGAGCUAUGAGCGGAGACCGCUGAAGCGCCCGCGCCUCGGGCCGCCAGACGUCUACCCGCAGGACCCCAAGCAGAAGGAGGAUGAACUGACGGCCGUGAACGUGAAGCAGGGGUUCAACAACCAGCCCGCCUUCACGGGCGACGAGCACGGCUCGGCCCGGAACAUCGUCAUCAACCCGUCCAAGAUUGGAGCUUAUUUUAGCAGCAUCUUAGCUGAGAAGCUGAAGCUGAACACCUUCCAGGACACCGGGAAGAAGAAGCCCCAGGUGAACGCGAAAGACAAUUACUGGCUGGUCACCGCCCGCUCGCAGAGCGCCAUCCACAGCUGGUUCUCGGACUUGGCCGGAAACAAGCCACUGGUUAUUCUGGCAAAAAAGGUGCCCAUCCUGAGCAAGAAGGAAGAUGUGUUCGUGUACUUGGCCCGGUACUCGGUGCCCGUGGUGCGGGCCACGUGGCUGAUCAAGAUGACCUGCGCCUACUACUCGGCCGUCUCCGAGGCCAAGCUCAAGAAGCGCCAGGCCAUCGACCCCAACCUGGAGUGGACCCAGAUCUCGACCAGGUACCUCCGGGAGCAGCUGGCCAAGAUCUCCGACUUCUACCACCGGGCGUCGAGCGCGGGCGACAGCCCCGUGCCGGUGCCGCUGGACGUGGAGCAGGCGCUGACGCAGUGGGAGUACAGCGAGAGGCUGGUCUUCCACAUGUUCCAGGAGGGGCUGCUGGAGAAGCACGAGUACCUGACGUGGAUCCUGGACGUGCUGGAGAAGGUCCGGCCGGCGGACGAGGAUCUCCUCAAGCUCCUGCUGCCCCUGAUGCUGCAGUACUCGGACGAGUUCGUGCAGUCGGCCUACCUGUCCCGCCGGCUGGCCUACUUCUGCACCCGGCGCCUGGCGCUGCUGCUGGGCGACAGUGCCGGCCUCCUGGCGGCGCCCGCGCCCCACGUGCUCCUGGGGCCCCCGAGCGCCAGCCCCGGGCCCUGCGUGAGCCCCGCCCAGCUGGCCUUCUCCGACUUCCUGGCGUGCGCGCAGCACGGGCCCCUGGUGCACGGGCUCAGCUGCAUGCUGCAGACGGUGACCCUCUGCUGCCCAAGUGCCUUGGUGUGGAACUACUCCACGAGUGACAGCAAGGGCGCCAGCCCCGGCUCCCCGCUGGACCUGCUGCAGGUGGCCCCGUCCGGCCUGCCCAUGCCCGGCGGGAACUCGCCCUUCAACCAGCAGGUCCGCGCCAGGAUCUACGAGGUGGAGCAGCAGAUCAAGCAGAGGGGCCGCGCCGUGGAGGUCCGGUGGUCUUUCGAUAAGUGCCAGGAGUCGACGGCAGGGGUGACCAUCAGCCGAGUCCUGCACACUCUGGACGUCCUGGACCGCCACUGUUUUGACCGGACGGACUCCAGCAACUCCAUGGAGACACUUUACCAUAAGAUCUUCUGGGCAAACCAAAACAAAGACAACCAGGAGGUGGCCCCCAACGACGAGGCGGUGGUGACCCUGCUGUGCGAGUGGGCCGUGAGCUGCAAGCGCUCAGGCAAGCACCGGGCCAUGGCCGUGGCCAGGCUGCUGGAGAAGCGGCAGGCGGAGAUCGAGGCCGAGAGAUGUGGCGAGUCCGAGGUCUUAGACGAGAAGGAAUCCAUCUCUUCAGCCUCGCUCGCUGGAUCUAGCCUGCCCGUUUUCCAGAAUGUCCUGCUGAGGUUUCUAGAUACGCAGGCCCCCUCACUGUCGGACCCCGACAGCGAGUGCGAGAAGGUGGAGUUUGUGAAUCUGGUGCUGCUCUUCUGCGAGUUCAUCCGCCACGACGUCUUCUCGCACGACGCCUACAUGUGCACCCUCAUAUCCCGGGGGGACCUGUCCGUCACCGCCUCCACACGGCCCAGGUCGCCGGCCGGAGACCACGUGGACGAGCAUUACCCUAAGGACCAUGAGGUGAAAAUGGAGGAUCCGGCCAUCGUGGCGCACAUGGGCCUGGACUCGGGCGCCGCCAGCGUCUUUGAGGAAGUGGACAAGGGCGACUUCAAAGCGGACUUCGGCUCGGAGUUUCCAAUGUUCUCGCCCAUGGCCGGAGAGCCCUGCGGGACGGUCAGCCCGGCCCUGGGCCGGCGGGUGUCGGUGAAGCGGGAGAAGCCCCGGGAGCUGAUCUUCCCGUCCAACUACGACCUCCUGCGGCACCUGCAGUACGCCACGCACUUCCCCAUCCCGCUGGACGAAUCUUCGAGCCACGAGUGCAACCAGCGCACUAUCCUCCUGUACGGCGUGGGCAAGGAGCGGGCGCGGGCGCGGCAGCAGCUGAAGAAGAUCACCAAAGAUAUCCUGAAGAUCCUGAACAAGAAGAGCAGCCCCGAGACGGCGGGAGACGAAGGCCAGAGGUCCAGGAGGAGCAAGCAGGAGGUCUUCCCCUCCCUGGAGGCGGUGUUCACCAAGCUGCAGCUUCUGUCCUACUUCGAUCAGCACCAGGUCACCUCCCAGAUAUCGAACAACGUGUUGGAACAGAUCACGAGCUUCGCGUCGGGCACGUCCUACCACCUGCCCCUGGCCCACCACGUCCAGCUCAUCUUCGACCUCAUGGAGCCGGCGCUCAACAUCGGCGGGCUCAUCGACUUCGCCAUCCAGCUGCUCAACGAGCUGAGCGUGGUGGAGGCGGAACUCCUCCUCAAGUCCUCCAGCCUGGCCGGCAGCUACACCACGGGGCUGUGCGUGUGCAUCGUGGCCGUGCUCCGGCGCUACCACAGCUGUCUCAUCCUGAAUCCCGAGCAGACGGCCCAGGUGUUCGAAGGGCUGUGUGGUGUGGUGAAGCACGUUGUGAACCCCUCAGAAUGUUCUUCCCCCGAAAGAUGCAUCUUAGCCUACCUCUAUGACCUCUACGUGUCCUGUAGCCACCUCAGAAGUAAAUUUGGAGACCUCUUCAGUAGUGCCUGUUCCAAAGUAAAGCAGACCAUCUAUAACAACGUGAUGCCUGCGAAUUCCAAUCUGCGGUGGGACCCAGACUUCAUGAUGGACUUUAUUGAGAACCCGUCGGCCCGGAGCAUCAACUACCUGGUGCUGGGCAAGAUCCUUAGUGACAACGCCGCCAACCGCUACAGCUUCGUCUGCAACACGCUCAUGAAUGUAUGUAUGGGCCACCAGGACGCCGGCAGGAUCAACGACAUAGCCAAUUUCUCGUCCGAGCUGACGGCCUGCUGCACGGUGCUUAGUUCCGAGUGGCUGGGCGUGCUCAAGGCCCUGUGCUGUUCCUCCAACCACGUGUGGGGGUUUAACGAUGUGCUUUGCACCGUGGAUGUGAGUGACCUUUCAUUCCAUGAUUCAUUAGCUACUUUCAUUGCUAUUCUGAUAGCACGACAGUGUUUCUCCCUGGAGGACGUCGUGCAGCACGUGGCUCUGCCCUCGCUCCUAGCCGCAGCUUGCGGAGACGCAGAUGCCGAGCCCGGGGCGAGGAUGACCUGCCGCCUCCUGCUCCACCUCUUCCACGCUCCCCAGGCCUGCUUGUUGCAUCAAGCCACGGGCAAACCCUUCCCGGGCAUCAGGUCCUCCUGCGACAGACACCUCCUGGCCGCGGCCCACAACGGCAUUGAGGUGGGAGCCGUGUUCGCCGUCCUGAAGGCCAUCAUGAUGCUCGGAGACGCCAAAAUUGGCACCAACAACGCGUUGAAGAAUGACGACUUCCCCGUGCGGGGCUUGAGGCGUGACGGGAACGCCGAGGAGCUGUGGGCAGCCUCGCAGGGCGCCAAGGCCUGCGGGAAGGGCGUCUCCAUGGAGACGGCCAACCUGAGGGAGUACGCCCGCUACGUGCUGAGGACCAUCUGCCAGCAGGAGUGGGUGGGCGAGCACUGCCUCCGGGAGCCCGAGCGGCUGUGCACGGACAAGGAGCUGAUCCUGGACCCGGUGCUGUCCAACAUGCAAGCCCAGAAGCUGCUGCAGCUCAUCUGCUACCCGCACGGCAUCAAGGAGUGCGCGGAGGGCGACAACGUGCAGAGGCAGCACAUCAAACGCAUCCUGCAGAACCUGGAGCAGUGGACGCUCAGGCAGUCCUGGCUGGAGCUGCAGCUGAUGAUCAAGCAGUGUCUGAAGGAGCCUGGCUCGGGCUCCGUGGCCGAAAUGAACAACCUCCUGGACAAUAUCGCCAAGGCCACGAUCGAGGUGUUCCAGCAGUCGGCCGACCUGAACGCUUCCGGGUCAGGCCUGGGCCUCUUCAACCCCUCUGGCCUCGGGGGCGCCGACGCGAGCAGCGCGAGACCCAACGGAAUCAAGACUUUCCUGAGUUCCUCUGAACGCAGGGGCGUGUGGCUCGUGGCCCCCCUCAUCGCCCGGCUGCCCACCUCCGUGCAGGGCCGCGUGCUGAAGGCCGCGGGGGAGGAGCUGGAGAAGGGGCAGCACCUGGGGUCCUCGUCCAAGAAGGAGCGGGACCGGCAGAAGCAGAAGAGCAUGUCCCUUCUGAGCCAGCAGCCCUUCCUCUCCCUGGUCCUGACCUGUCUCAAGGGGCAAGACGAGCAGCGGGAGGGUCUCCUGACGUCUCUGCAGAACCAGGUCAACCAGAUUCUCAGUAACUGGCGAGAAGAGCGGUACCAGGACGACACCAAAGCCCGGCAGAUGAUGCACGAGGCACUGCAGCUCCGCCUGAACUUGGUGGGAGGGAUGUUCGACACCGUCCAGAGGAGUAGCCAGUGGACCACGGACUGGGCCCUGCUGCUGCUGCAGAUCAUCACGUCCGGCACCGUGGACAUGCACACCAACAACGAGCUCUUCACCACCGUCCUGGACAUGCUGGGUGUCCUCAUCAACGGCACACUGGCCUCGGACCUGCCCAGCGCCUCCCCGGGGGGCUCCGAGGAGAACAAGCGCGCCUACAUGAACCUCGUCAAGAAGCUCAAGAAGGAGCUGGGGGACAAGCGCUCAGAGAGCAUCGACAAGGUGCGCCAGCUGCUCCCGCUGCCCAAGCAGACGUGUGACAUCAUCACGUGUGAGCCCAUGGGCUCCCUGAUCGACACCAAGGGGAACAAGAUCGCCGGGUUCGACUCCAUCGAUAAGAAACAGGGCCUGCAGGUGUCCUCGAAGCAGAAGGUGUCCCCGUGGGACCUGUUCGAGGGCCAGAAGACGCCGGCGCUGUCCUGGGCCUGGUUCGGCACGGUGCGCGUGGAGCGCAGGGUGGCGCGGCCCGAGGAGCAGCACCACCUCCUGCUCUACCACACGCACCCCCCGCCCAGGCCCCGCAGCUACUACCUCGAGCCCCCGCCGCUGCCCCCCGACGACGACGACGAGGACCCCGCGUCGCCCGUGUCCCAGGAGCCCGAGCGCAAGUCGGCCGAGCUGUCGGACCCGGGCCGGGGGGCCGCCGACGAGGAGAAGAAGACCAAGGGCAGGAAGCGCAAGGCCAAGUCGGGCCCCCGAGGAGACGAGUACGCGCAGAGCAGCCUGUACCGCGUGCCCCCCAGCUACACGCCCGUCUCCUCGCAGAUGGUGCCCCACCCGCAGUCGGCCCUGUGGGGCUACAACCUCAUGGGGCAGCCGUCGCAGCCUGGCUUCUUCCUGCAGAGCCCGUCGCUGAGCGCAGGUGGCUCCCGGCUGGACCCCGCGAGCUCCUUCGUGCCCAGCAACACCAAGCAGGCGCUGUCCAACAUGCUGCAGCGGCGCUCGGGGGCCGGGCUGCAGCCCCCCGCCCUGCACGCGCUCGCCUCGCAGCAGCAGCUGCUGCACAUGAAGCUCCUGCAGCAGCAGCGGCUCCUCCGCCAGGCGCAGGCGCGGCCCUUCCAGCAGGCCCAGCCGGGGGACCAGGCUGCUCUCUUCGCCGCGCAGGCCCGGCCCUCCCCUCAGCCCCCCCAGUACCCGGGGCUGCAGCAGACGCAGACGGUGCCCCAGGGCUACACCAUGUACGGGACGCAGAUGCCCCUGCAGCCGACCCCGCCGCUGCAGGCCGGGAGCGUGGUGCUGUCCCCGGGCUACGGCUGCAGACCCUACCCGGCCCCGCACUCCGGCCCGGCGCUCCUGGAGCGGUUCCGCCAGCUGCGGCAGCCCGGCAGCUACACACCCCAGCAGGCCUCGCCCUACCUGCAGCCCGCGCCCGGCUCCCAGAGACUGAACCACCAGUCCCUGCAGCAGAGCCCGCUGCUGGACGCGGGUAUGGACGCCGUGCUGCCCCCAGCGCACCCCAGCCUGCCCCCUGGCCCCCUGCCUCAGGACCCCAUGAGGCCUCGGCAGUCACAGGUGCGACCCCAGCCAAGGCUCCUCCAGAUGCAGCAGGCGCAGCCGCUCCCCCAGCCGCCCGCGCAGCCCCAGGGCCAGUCCCUGGGGCUCCAGCCGAUGUCCUCCCAGCAGCCUCUGUUCCCCCGGCAGGACCUGCAGCAGACACAGCAGCAGCAGCAGACAGCGGCCCUGGUGCGCCAGCUCCAGAAGCAGCUCUCCAGCAACCAGCAAGGAGUGACCCCGUACGGGCACCCGUCACACUUCUGAGCCCGGAGGGACGAGGACCAGUCAUGGCGCAUGUGUUUGCACUGACACCUAGAAAAGCCACGUCCAGGCACCCGUCACCCUGCAGACUGGCCCUGUGUUCCUUCUGUCGGCCUGUCCCGACCCUCCGUGCCGCCUCUCGAGCCAAGGCCGUGACAGCAGGGAGCAGCGGGGGCCGCAGAGAGUGGGGGGAAGGGGAGGGCGCAGAGAGCCGGGGGCCGGCGCGGUUUUGCUCUUCGUUGCACUUGACCUCAGAGGAGGUUCAGAAUGUGAUCCUGCCCGCCUUCUCCGGGAAGAGAUUGGUAGCUUUUGAAACCGGUGCUUUUUUUUUUUUUUGGUUGUUUUUUUUUUUUUCAAUUUCAUCGCUAUAGGAAGAAUUAUGAAUUUAAAAUAUUUAUUCACGAAUGAUUGUUUUUCCAAACUGUGCCAGACCAAACUACUGAUCUGAAUGGCCUGUCAGUCCCUGACCAGACACACAACCCUGUAUUUAUUCCACGAGCCCCGUGGGCGAGAAACUAGACCCUGUCCACAAGCUGCUCGCCCUGAAAUGUUCGUAACCGCAGAAGCACUUCACAGACCUCUUAUUCUGGGAUUUUUUUUUUCCUUUGUGUGUGUGUGUGGUCAAAGGGUGCUGAACCAGAUUGUUACUUCAGCCCUGCUCCUUCCCCGUGGAUGCUUCUGGGACAUCCCUCUCCUUGGACAAGCCCCUUAACCCUCACGUUUGUCUGCAGUGACAAGGUCCUGGCCAGAGGCUUUUCACGGAGAGACUUGUAAAUCCUAAAGGCCAGAAAGCACCACGGGAAAAUCGUCGCCGUGACCCGUUGCCAGGUUUUGGCCAAAAUGACGACCCCAUUUGGGUUCGCUCGGACCUCAUGCAAGAACUGAGUGUGUAUCACGGGCCUCAACCCACCCAGCGGGUCCCCUGGGACUUCACCUGGUUUUCAGGGGGCCUGGCCCCUAAGUUCAGAGUCUCUGGUUUUCAUAAAAGAUGUAUUUGCUGUUUAUUUUGUAUGGUAAGUAUUUGCUAUUUUGAAUUUGAUUCUUGUUGGUGUCAGUCUUGGUUGUGGAUGGCAAAUACCGUAUUUAUAAAUGGGUGCAGGAAAAGCACAAGUAAAUUAUACAUCAGAUUUAUUAUAAAGAAAUAGUAACUAUUUUAACUUUGUUCAAGUAUGUGGUAAUUUGCUCCUCUUAGAGUUUAAAAAAAAUACAGUAAAUUAUUAUCAGUUUGUGUAACUUAAGAGUAUUCCAUAUAAUAUUUUUUUAGAUUUAGAUGCAUAAGAUUUUGAAUGUGAAAAUUGCAGGGCCUUUUCAAACACAUGUGGGGGAUAUUUUCCCAUGUUCUGUGUUCGAUCAUUUCCUUUGACCAUAUGGUUUUACACGUAAUGUAGUCGGGCAUACUGUGAAUAGAUUUGUCUGUAAUGAGCAAACCAUGUUAGAACUACCUUUUUAAAAAACAAAAACAAAACAAAAAAAACGAAAAACAAAAACCGAAGCUAGUACAAACUUCAGGCGAUCAUUUCUUCUGCAGACCAUCGUCUAACCUCUCUCUCUCCUGAGUCCCUCAUCGCAAAGUUUGCCUCCUGCAAACGACCUCAAGGCAAAGCCCCGUCUGCUUCUGUGCCGCAGCCUCCCCGCGGCUGGCUUUGCCCACUGUGAGCCUGUCCCCCCAGCCCCACCACUUCCUGUUUACUCUGGGCUGGGAACGACUUUGCCAAAACAUCCAAGACCAUCUCUUUUUUCACUCCAUGAACAGAUUCUUGCCCUUGUUGGCUGAUUUGGUAGAUCAGGUAUUCCCCACCCCCCCCACACACACCCCCACCCGCCUCCCCUGCCCUGCGGUCCCCUCAAAUCCGAUGUAGCCAGGUUCUUAGGAAAUUUCUCUUCCCCACCCAAGUCCUGUUCAUCCAUCUCAUGACGGCCUUGGCAGAACCACCGAACCGCAAAUGUUGUGCCUGGUGCCCGCAUGGUCUCCGUCCUGGUGGUGGCUCUCUUUCCCGGAAUGACAGGGGGGGUCUCACGGGUCACUUUUUCCGUCGGAACCAUCCAUUUUUGUAGCUCCGUCUUGCAGACGGCAGUCAAGCUGUCUCGAGAAUGAUUGUGGCCAUAGCAUAGCAUUUGUACGCACUUUAUAUUUUUGCAGUUAAUUUAUUAGUCCUUUUGCACAUGAAUGCUGUGGGGUACGCCCUUCAUUGUGUUUUAUCUUUUUUUUGGGGGGGGGUAGGGGGUAGGUGAAGAAGUUAAGUCUCAAUGUGGCUAAUUCGGACUCCAUGGCAAGUUGAGAAAGUUGCUUUCCCACUGAAAGCCACUGAAAUCUGUCUCCUAGUCUUCCAUCUCUCCUCCCACUUAGCCCGCGAAGGAAGAAGAGGUUUCUUUUCUCAACAGACGAGCAUUCAAAUGAUGCCAGCGGGGAGGAAGCCCCGUGUCGGGGCUGAGCUAGCCUUUGAGCACUGGAAGGAGGCUUAGAAACGGGCAGGGCUGCACCUCAGUCUUUGCUUACGCUGUGAGCCCCCCGGUCAGGCCCUCUCGGGGAGUGUCCUCGCCUCCUGCGGCCCUCAGCAGCAGCGGGCAGUCACAUUGGGUCAGAUGGGCCUGGCCAGUUGGUGCUGUGGGCCGUGGCGUUGGUGUGGUGUGCGUGCCGAGUUGAGCCCACAAGCCCGGUGGCAUUUUCUCUACUCUUCCCUGAAGACCCCCUAGGUUUCUUCUCCAGUAAUAGGCGAAGGCCUAACCAGAUGCCGGAGAAACAGCACUGGCCAGCCCCAGCCGAGCACGGCGCCCCCUCAUUUCAUUCAGGUUGAAUUAAGCCUGUCACUGAAGAAGCGAGGUCAGUGAACUGCAGGGAGGAACCACCACUUUUGUGUGGCCGAGGGAAGCAACAGUACCUCCGUGCAGGUCUGAGAUGCAGAUUCUUCUAAAGCUUUUCCUGGCAUCAAGGAUUAACCUUUAGUAAAACCAAAAAUAAUAAUAAUAAUAAUAAAAUGCUCACAGAGCAUUGAUGACCGCAAAACAACUUUCCCCAUUCACAGCUCCAGACCCCGGGGUACUUGAGCAAGACAAGGCAGCUGUAGAAAGAUUCCACUGUAGCGUUAAAGGCAUGACUCUUCGGGGGGGCGCAGAUGAGUCAGCCCACCAGAUGGUGCAGGCGUUGGCUAGCCACCGGCCUGCAUUUGUUUUGAAAUGCAGUUAUCAAAUUUUUGUUUUCCUCCCCACCAGUGAACACGUUGUGUGUGUGCAAAUCAGUGAUCCUUAGCUCCAACCGUCCCGUGAUAUCACUUUCCCUCUAGGUUUGAGUAAAAGUAUUUAUAAACCAGCCCCAAGCAUUUAUCCAAGACUGCAAAUCAGCCCCCCCACCCUCCGCCCCGUUCCGUCCUGUUCCGCCCCGCCCUGGGGUCGCUAGGGGAGCACCAGGAAGCGGGGAGUGGAAGUAGUACAUUCUCGGAGAAUCCGGGUACAGCCAGCCUUUUAUUCCGUGGUGGGACCGUCUCCAUGUUCCUUGUUCUUUGUUGGCAAAAUAAAAAGUGCCUUAAGUUCAAAAGUUUUGUUCUGAGACCCACUCAAGAAGUCAGUAUCCGUUCACCAAGCGUUUCUUUGCCACUUUCUUUUGCAUGUCCAUGGUGGAUUUGAUAUUGUAAAUGUCUUCAACUUCAUGUAUAUGCCUAUGGCUGCCUUUGAUUAAAACUUCUUCCAAAA
Messenger RNA from Sorex araneus (European shrew), 10536 nucleotides. It is a transcript of the gene MED12L, whose product is annotated as mediator complex subunit 12L. Gene Ontology annotation, biological process: regulation of transcription by RNA polymerase II. The record is from RefSeq and is a predicted model, not a curated record. The coding region runs from base 406 to 6852 and encodes 2148 amino acids. Gene Ontology annotation, molecular function: transcription coactivator activity; beta-catenin binding. Gene Ontology annotation, cellular component: mediator complex. Lineage: Eukaryota; Metazoa; Chordata; Mammalia; Eulipotyphla; Soricidae. The transcript is spliced from 45 exons.